Messenger RNA from Cuscuta campestris, 888 nucleotides. NCBI's taxonomy places the organism in Eukaryota, Viridiplantae, Streptophyta, Magnoliopsida, Solanales, Convolvulaceae. The record is from the annotation of a GenBank genome assembly.
CUCGCACGUUUUCAGGCGAAUGUGGUGCUGCUGUUCCUUGGCAACCUUGGAAGGACAAGCCUACGAGUGGUUUCACAAGCUGCCGAGGGGAUCGAUCGACGAUCGGAAGGAUUUGGCCCACAAAUUUUUGGAACAUUUUGCAUCGAGCCAGAGGCAAAAGCUCCCCUACUCCCACCUACUCAACGUCAAGAUUUGAAAGGGGGAGCAACUCCGGGAUUUCAUCACUCGAUGGGAGAAGGAGGCUAGGGACGUCCAAGGUGCGGACGACCAGGCUCUGAUCACCAUGCUCCAAGCGGCACUCCCCGCAGGGAAUGUGCCCAAGGAGCUGUGGCGGAACCCGCUUCCUACAUACCAAGAGAUGUUGGCUAGAGCAAAGUACCCAGCGUUGGAAGAAGAGGACGAUGAGGCGCCUGCCCAGAAGGAGAAGAAGAAUGUCCAGCUAGCAGGUGAUGGCAGGAAGAGGAAGGAUUUUGGAAGGGGCUCGAAUCCUGCAGGCUAUCAGGCGAGCAGGCCGCCAGUCCACGCGGUCCAAUCCUUACCAGCCCUUACCCGUAGCCGGGAAAGCUAUAGUGUCCAAGAUGCUCUAAAAUAUUGCGAGUACCACCGUAACAGCACCCACAAUACGUCGGAGUGCGUUACGCUGAAUAAGGAGAUGGAUCUGCUAAUAGGUAGGGAACUACCGCCUCGAGCGGAGUGACCAGCACCCGGAAACAGGACAUGGCGGAGACCAGCUGCUGCCGCCGCCGCAAUUACAAAUGGGGAAGGACAGGCGGAUGGGAGAAGGCAUUUGGGAAGAGACUGCGAAGAUCUAGAUGAGGAUGAAAGGCAUAAUCGACGGUAUUUGGGGUGUCAGUUCAUCAUGGGAGGUAAUACAGGAGGAGACUCGGU